CAAAGUUAUCAGUUAAGAUGAGCAAUUUGGUUAAUUUUGCGCUCAGACACGGCGCCAAUUUCCUGAAAAGACACACAUUGCAAAGCCUACGCUGCUCGUUGACACCGAAAGCCAGUAAAGUGCCGGCUCCUACUGCGCCCAUCAGAUCCAAUUCGACACGAGCUGCCUUUGAUGUGAGCACAAAUGUGCCGAAAGAUAUUGUGCUGUUCAAGUAUGAGAAUCCAAGGUUCUAUCAGAUGCUCAACUUUUUCGGCGUGUGCCAGUUUGUGUUCUGGACAUAUCUGUCGCACUUCGCCUUUACGACGCUCAAAGAUGCGCCAGUUGUCGAGAAGCCUGGCGAGGAGCUGAAAUGGUUUCAGCGCAUAAAUCUGGGCGAGAACAAGUACAAGAAUGGCAUUACAAUAUGCAGCUUUAUGAUUGGCUAUGGCAUUUUGUUUGCCGUUUGGAUGUUUACGCUGCGCUCCGUGCGGUUUCUCAUCCUGCGCAAGGGCGGCCAGAGCGUGUCCUUUGUGACCUACGGUCCGUUCAAUCGAAAUCGUAUUAUGACCGUGCCGCUGAAAUGCAUCUCGGCGCAGGAGUCACGGGAAAUGGCGCGCGUGCAACUGCCCAUUAAAGUUAAGGACAAGACGCUUUACUAUGUGCUGGAUAUGCGCGGCGAGUUCCGCAAUCCCCAACUGUUCGACUAUACCGCGGGCCUCAAGCGACGCAUUUGAUGUGUUUUCAGUUUUGUUUUUUUUUACGGUUUACUUAUUAUUUGUAAAUAUACACAUGUAAGCUAAUUU
Molecule: messenger RNA, 782 nt
Organism: Drosophila novamexicana
Lineage: Eukaryota; Metazoa; Arthropoda; Insecta; Diptera; Drosophilidae
Product: transmembrane protein 223
Exons: 2
Coding region: 18-713 (231 amino acids)
Biological process (GO): nervous system development
Cellular component (GO): mitochondrion
Source: RefSeq, a predicted model, not a curated record